Messenger RNA from Megalopta genalis, 1599 nucleotides. RefSeq names its product NEDD8-conjugating enzyme UbcE2M (gene UbcE2M). Lineage: Eukaryota; Metazoa; Arthropoda; Insecta; Hymenoptera; Halictidae. The record is from RefSeq and is a predicted model, not a curated record.
ACCAGACGAUGCCAAAAAGUAGCUUUAGUACCGUGACAGCAACAACAACGAUCUGUUGUACGUCUUACGUGAGAUCAGUCGUAAAUUCACGGUAGUUGUUUCCAUUGUCAAAAAGAGAGUUUUGUUGCGUGUAUCACUGUCCACGCGCGUGGUCAACAGAGGAAGAAGAGACUUUUUUAUGCCUUCCACGCCGGGCAACACCACUUUAUCAUGAUUAAAUUAUUCUCGUUAAAACAGGCGAAAAAGGAUGGCGAGUCGCCGAAACCUGGCACCCAAAAAAAGGCAUCGGCAGCACAACUAAGAAUUACAAAAGAUAUAAACGAACUAAACUUGCCAAAAACAUGUGGAACGGAGUUUCCUGAUCCUGAUGAUCUUCUUAGUUUCAAACUAAUUAUUUGUCCAGAUGAGGGAUUUUAUAGGGGUGGUAGAUUUGUUUUUGGUUUUAAAGUUGGACCAAACUAUCCGCAUGAACCACCUAAAGUCAAAUGCGAGACACAAGUUUAUCAUCCGAAUAUUGACCUGGACGGUAAUGUGUGUUUGAAUAUCUUAAGAGAAGAUUGGAAACCAGUUCUCACUAUUAAUUCUAUCGUCUACGGACUACAAUAUCUCUUUUUGGAACCUAAUCCAGAAGAUCCAUUAAAUAAAGAUGCUGCUGAAGUUCUACAAAAUAAUAGGAGAGGGUUUGAGCAAAAUGUAGCAAAAGCAAUGAGAGGCGGAUAUAUCGGCUCAUUUUACUUUGAACGAUGUCUGAAGUGAAAUAGUGCUCGUUUCCCUCGAGGACACACUGAGGAAAGAGACCAAGAGUAAAAUUUCUCCUUGCUCUGAACGCGUUCCUCUCGUCCAUCACGUUCAUUUAUCGACGGACCUCUUUGCGUCUUCUUGAUCUCGAGUGCUUCACACCUUUGGUCACCAAACCAUAGGUAGAAAACAAAACAAAAAAAAAAAAUAAAGUAACGACAUUAAUGCGUCGUUCUCUCGGAGUUGUGGGAUACAUUUUCUUUUCUGUUCUCUUUUUAAAGCAGUAUUUUGCAGAGGAUCGAAGUUGUCUUUACGCUUGCAAGUUUCUUACUUGGUCGAUUCAAUGAUAAAUAGAAGUAGAAUUUAUCAAAUAGUGAUUGUUAAAACAAAAAUUAUUCUCAAGUAAUGAAUCUGUGAUUACAAAUAUUAUGACUUUGCUAGAAAUGUAUCUUUGGCCACAAUCACCCCGAUUUUUCUUGCGAUCAUCUAAGUUUAUUUGAAAUUUGAAUUCGACUGAAAUUGCGGUGUUUGUGCCAUCAGUAUCAACCAUUAUUAAGGAUUAUGUUAAAAAUUGUUACAACUCCUCUCGAGAAAUCACUAUUAGUCACGUUCGUAGCCAAUCUUUUUAACAAAAAAAUAUGUAUAUAGAUAUGUAAUACGUGUACAAGAUUUGCAAACGCAUAUGCAAUAGCGAUCGUCGCAACUCUUUUCACAAACGUGUCUCCGCUCUGAGAAUCACUUUUCGCAGGAUAUAAAUUAUUUUCCACGAGCGGAUAUAUCCUGCUACGCUCUUUAUCGGAAAACCACGUAAUUUAAUUUAUGUAUCGAUGGAAAGUGGAAUAUAAGGCUGUUAAGGAAAAA